AUGUCCACUACCGAACUUUAUAAAAAUCUGCGGGAUUUGAAUCUAAAGACCGGUGCGAAGAGCUUGGCCUCGCAGGGAACGAAGAUUAUAGUGGGUAUUGACUUCGGAACCACCUUCUCUGGCAUUGCAUGGGCCAAUACCCACGAUGCCCACAUAAACCUCAUACAGCAAUGGCCAGGCCUCAGUUCUCCUCAGGACAAGAGCAGCGAAAAGGUCCAAACCCAGAUUUUGUAUGACGGAGAAGCUCCAGGCGAUUUCAAAUGGGGAUAUCAGGUUGAAAACGGUACUUCCUGUCACCAAUGGUUCAAAUUAGAUCUCGAAUCUACAUAUGAUCCAAAAGAAAAGGCCUUGGCCAACCGCUACCCUCUUACAAAUAGACUCCUCUCAACUGUUGAUCAUAAUGCUCAGCAACUUACUGCAGAUUAUCUGUCUGCACUCAAAAGACACCUCAUUUAUAUGCUCCAACUUCACCUGGGCGAGCUCCAAGCAACUGAAACACCCUUACAAUUCAUCUUGACUGUUCCUGCGGUAUGGAGUGAAAUUGCCAAAGAGAAGACACUUAGUGCAGCUGAAGAAGCAGGGUUAGGAAAAGAUGCACCUAUCUUGUUGGUAUCAGAACCUGAAGCCGCAGCAACCUAUGCCCUCCAACGACAAGAUUGGCGCUACCUUAAACCAGGAGAUACUUUUGUGGUAUGCGAUGCUGGAGGGGGAACAGUUGAUCUGAUCUCGUAUACCGUCGUCAAACUUGAACCUAUCCUAGAGGUGAAAGAAGCGGCUCCCGGCGCUGGCGGACUAUGUGGAAGCACAUAUUUGAAUCGAAGAUUCCGAGAGUAUCUUGAAGCCAGACUCAGCAAUCAAGACGGGUGGGACGAAGAGGUCCUAAAAGAAGCCAUGGAGCAUUUCGAUCAGAUGGUCAAGAUUCAAUACACGUCUACCAGUAAAGACCAGUCUUGGAAAGUCCCCGUGACCGGCCUCGCCAACAACGAAUCGCUCUCGGUAAAAAGAGGAAAAUUGGUCCUGAAAUCUGAAGACGUGAAACAAAUUCUUGAGCCUGUGAUAGGACAAGUCGUGAAAUUGGUACUUGAACAGAUUCGGACAACCAGCGGAGAGGUAAAAGCAGUCCUGCUGGUAGGAGGCUUUGGCACGAGCAUGUAUCUUCGGGAACGGAUCAAAGAGGCCGUGAGCAAGAAUAUCGAAGUGAUCCAGCCGCCAUAUGGAUGGAGUGCCGUUGUUCGAGGUGCAGUCUUGAAAGGACUCGCACAAUCUGAUCCCAAGCAUUCAAAAGUGCGCCUAACGUCUCGAAUGGCCAGGAAGCAUCUUGGUACACGCGCUUCAGUUAUCUUCGACGAGAUGAUACACUCCCUAAUGGACCUCAGAUACUUUGACGCUUAUGACGGGACUUGGAGAACGACCGCUAUGAACUGGUUCAUCAAAAAAGGCGACACAGUGAACGAAGAUAAGCCAUACCCGUUUUACUUUUACCAGACCAGCCUCGUUGCAGACGGUCCACCCGAAGAUGUCACACUAUAUGUUUACUGCGAUCGGACCAACCGAUCCGCAGUCGUAUAUCAAGACGAAGAAGUGGAGAUGCUUGCCGAACUGACUGUCGGAAUUGGAGAAUUGCCGAAGGACGCCUUGGAUAUAAAAACCGGAAAGGACAACAGGCUUUACUACGUGCUGCGCUUCAGCGUGGAGGUAACAUAUCAAUCUGCAUCUACGAAGUACGAGCUAGUGCACAAGGGCAAACGAUACAGCUCGGUGACCAUUGAAUAUGUUUGA
Molecule: messenger RNA, 1779 nt
Organism: Hyaloscypha bicolor E
Lineage: Eukaryota; Fungi; Ascomycota; Leotiomycetes; Helotiales; Hyaloscyphaceae
Product: actin-like ATPase domain-containing protein
Exons: 8
Coding region: 1-1779 (592 amino acids)
Molecular function (GO): ATP binding; ATP-dependent protein folding chaperone
Source: RefSeq, a predicted model, not a curated record